Ornithodoros turicata is the source of this 852-nucleotide messenger RNA. RefSeq lists its product as uncharacterized. The transcript is spliced from 6 exons. NCBI's taxonomy places the organism in Eukaryota, Metazoa, Arthropoda, Arachnida, Ixodida, Argasidae. The record is from RefSeq and is a predicted model, not a curated record. The coding region runs from base 226 to 852 and encodes 208 amino acids.
UUCAGUCAUUUCAUUCAUUUCAUUCAUCUCAUCCUCUCAUCGCUUCACGUAACCUCAUGUCACGAUCCGUGGCCAAUUGCCCCGUGCUAUGCGCCACUGCGGAGAAAGACGAAGAAGAAGAAGAAGAACAAGAACUCGGCUCUACUGCUGUAGACCUAUUUGGACUGUUGUGGCCGCAAUAAACCAGCCGGCGCUAUCCCCACAAGCGCUGUAGAACAUAGAACUAUGAUACGUCUCUCUAGUACCAUCCGGUUCCUCUGCUUCCUAUCCUCAUGCACCGCGAGGCAGUUUCCAGAUUUCAGAUCAGCAGAAGACACUUAUACAUAUCAGGACCAAACUGAUUUCUCAAAUCACCCGGCAACAAGACCUGAAUACCCAUCCCCCAGCGGAAGUAAACUGCACGUUAACCCCGAUAUCGAAAAAUUUGGGUACGGAAUCUCGUGCAAGAGCGACGAGGAAUGUGCGUCCGGCUUAGGGUUGGCAUGCGUUGCGAGAAGGACAGCACUUCACUCCAGGUGCGACUGUGCCCGUGGAACACCGAUUUUCAUAAGGGACACCGACGGAGUCGCAAAAUGUGUCCGAGGAAAGCGCUUGUACGAAUCCUGUGCAAGUGACUUGGAAUGCGCUCAUCACGACAAGAACAUGAAAUGCGUCGACUUCCUGUGCUACUGCCCUCAGCCUUUCGUGCUUAGUGAUAACCAGAAGUGCCUUCCCCGUAAAUCAUCGCUGGCAAGCGCUCUCUUCAGCACUCUGCCGACAUUGGCACUUCUUCUGACAUUACUCUUCAUAGGAGCAGCUUACUCAUACAGACGGCUAUCACGUGCAACGAAGGAGAAGCAAUCCUGUGAGUAG